UUUAAGCAUAAUUUGGACUAAAAAAGAGUAAAAAAAACCACCAAAGACCUCAGGAUUCUGCUGCUCUUCCUCGGUGUGAUGCGCAGCACAGCCUCAUCCACUCAUCACAGGUUUCCCGGUGUUUGCAGACUUUAAGACGAGUAAAAUGCAGUCUGUUGGGGUGGCGCCUGCCAUUGGACCAAAGUUAAAUCGAUUUGCCACCUGGUUUGACCCUGAAAGUGCUGCGGUGGUGUCCAUCCUGUUGGGAUUGUUCCAGGUGCUGCUGUCGGCCCCACUUGCUUAUGCCGGCCAAACUCUGCCAAAAUUCUACAUACUGCCAUUUGUCCUGGGAGUAAUAAUUGUCGCAGGAGGGUCACUCACCAUGGCCAAUGAGAGGUACCCCAGCAGAUACCUGCUUCAGGGUUGUGCCUGCAGCAAUGCGCUUGGCCUGCUGGGGGCGCUGCUUGCAUUUGUCCUCUACUGCUACAGCCUGAACAAAGUGCACACGGAAGACUGCAUUCCUGUUCCCAAUGACAGACCAUCACGUUUUAAGUGUCCUGAAGAAGUGCUCGCAGCCUACACCUCCAGUGUGACUCUGCUGUUGGUGCUCUAUGACACAUGUGCUGUGGUUCUGCAAUGCCUCCUGACGGUUUCUGCCUUCAAAGCACUCAAAACAGACUAACACACACACACACACACACAGAUUUCAUUCAAAGACACUGCCUUGACCUCCAUUCAUUUGGACGCCAUGUGGACACCUUGUCCACACGUGGCCGGGUAUAAUUUAAAAGUUUUGUCCCUGAAAGUGAAGAUUUGUGGAUGCGAAAAACAGUGUUUAACAAUGAAUUCCGUCAAACGUCCUUCCCACAGAUGCACAAUUGCAUAAUGCAGAUGCCAAAUUUGGACCAGAGUUAGACAAAGCUUUCGGAUUGGGGGGGCUAAUUCUCUCUACAUACUUCCAGAAACUCUUCUCAAGAUAUUUUUGCAAACAAACCCGUUUGGAUGAAGUGUUGUUUUUUUAAAUAAAAAUGACAACAGAAAAUAUCAGUUUUUAGAAAAGCCUGGCUACGUGUGGACUAGACAAAAGACGUAGCCUGGCCAACGCCAGAAUCAUACAAGUCUAGAAAGGGUAUGGACCAACAAGCAUAUAUCAAAAUGCCUGUUUACACAAUUGGUUAAACCUACAACCAGUCAGACCAAUGAUCUGGAUAAUGUAUCAGCAAUCGUGCUUGUAGUUUUCUAGGAGCCAUGGCUUGCUAGUAAUGAAGUCUAACUUUGGUGGCCGCCACAUUGGAUGUAUACAAAAGCUUUUAGACAUUGCUUCUCUCUUGUCAUUGACUUAGGCUUGCCUGAUUCUGAGUUGGCCAAAACAACAUCCUUGCCAAAGAUGUCGAAAUCACAUUUCUGGCUGACUCAGUGAAUUCACCCAGGCCACAAAAGCCUUUAAUCAUAACCAGUUAGUGCCUAACCCUAACCUUAACCUCACCACAAUUCAAAUCUUAACAUUGGACUUAACCAGUUCCUCAGAAGUCAGGUUCUACCUCAUUAGGGCCGGGUUUUGGUCUCCAUGAGGACUCCUGGUCUUGACAAGGUCAGUGUUUAUGCCAAAAAACUAAUUUCACACACAUUUCUCACUUCCACACACAUUUCUCACUUCCACUUUUUUGAAAAAUUGUCAGUCUUGCAGAUUCCUGUAGAGAUGGAAAAAAAAUGUUUUACUUCAAGAACCAGUCAGCAGUUGCCCUAUUUUUUGACUGUUGGGGACAGGAGUAGCUAUAGAGCUAAGUGUAAUCAAACAAGUCAAAUGAGGGUUAGGGUUGGACAAUGUUUUUUUCACUCUCUUCUCUCUACUUACUGGAGCUAACGGUAAGCUAACUUGAGCUCAAUGAUAAACAAUCCUUCAGUCACUACUCUGGCCUUGUUAUCUGCGACGCUAUUUUGCAUAACUAACACGUGUCGUACCAACGUCUGUCUGUUUGUGAACAUGUAAGUAAAUGUUUGUAAUUGUGAAAUAAAUCCAUAUAAAAGAGCAUAUAACUAAAUGUUAUUAACAAUGUUUAAUUCUAUAAAUAAAAGCCUUUUUAUCAUU
Solea solea (common sole) is the source of this 2068-nucleotide messenger RNA. RefSeq lists its product as uncharacterized. The record is from RefSeq and is a predicted model, not a curated record. Lineage: Eukaryota; Metazoa; Chordata; Actinopteri; Pleuronectiformes; Soleidae. Bases 146 to 661 code for a protein of 171 amino acids. The transcript has 6 exons. Gene Ontology annotation, cellular component: membrane.